CUUACCAAAGCCGGCCAUAUUAUGCCGCUAAUACGGGCUCUUACAGCGCUUCAUUAAGGCCACUCGCGCUACCUUUUCUAAAAACAAGUUGUUGUUCGAGGUGGGCAUCGGGGCAAAGGUGGCUCGAUAUGUGUCGCUUAAUACUAUUUGCCGGCUCUUGUACCCAGUGCGGAGGGGAGUUCUCCUGGGAUGAACUUGCUCAGCAACUGCCAUGUCUCGAGGCAAAGAACAGUGGCAUGUUUGGGGAAUGUCGCAAUGGCGUCAACAUGGACCAACACACAUUCGACCAGGAGUGUGAUUCAUGUCUAGAAGCGGGGGGCGGGGAGGGCUAUGGCGACACGCAAACGAAUAACAAAAAGGGCGACGACAGAGGAAAGAAGCGGCAACGCACUGGAUGAUGGAUAUUAGAUGGCAUUGGAUGGCAUUGGAAAAGAGUAGCAUGGAUGGAUUGGGCGGUAUUAUGAUUUCUGUUUCUUUUGAUACCAGUUAUAAGAGCUCCAACGUUGAGCUUGGAUAUGAGGGAGAUUCC
Molecule: messenger RNA, 529 nt
Organism: Truncatella angustata
Lineage: Eukaryota; Fungi; Ascomycota; Sordariomycetes; Amphisphaeriales; Sporocadaceae
Exons: 1
Coding region: 129-398 (89 amino acids)
Source: RefSeq, a predicted model, not a curated record